GUGUUCCGAUUCUUCACGAAGAACAUCAACAGCAAACCAAGUUCAACGAUCGUUAUUCGGAGAAGAACGACGGCCGACAUAGGAUCAAAAAUACUCCCUGCAUAUACAGUGACACGAUCCAUGACAUGACAUCCUAUUCAUCUUUGCAUAACGGGAGCGCUUCUACUUCCGCAAUUUUGAAUCAAGGUCACUUUUCAUCAUUCAGCGUACCCCAACCUCCAAGGACAGCCAUAUAUCAUCCCCCCAUCUUCGCGUCAUCUUCAUCAUCUUCAAAUCCAACAAAUGGUUCACGACCUUUCAAGGCCCCAGCUCACAAACAUGCACAUCAUCUGCACUCUAUCCCUCCAAGAGAGAAAUCUACCCGAACUCUCAUAAUAGAUCAUAUGUUAUGGGUUCAUGGCCGAACCCGAUUUACCCAGGCCCGUGCUGAGCUUGGAAUGACCGACCGAACAGGAGGUCCUUCUUCGCCUAAUUAUCGUUACCGCGAACGCCCAGAGUCAUAUGAGGAAGAUGACGACGUUUCAAGCGAUGGUGAAAAUGUUGAAAUGCUCAAAGCCAGAGAGGGUGGUCCAAAUCAUCCUCAUAAUGAGGAUGAGGACAAUCGUCGGCAGAAACAGGACUUGACCCUGGCAAGGACUCUAAGACUCCGUGCUAUUGGUCUCGAGAAGGUCGUCACAUCAAUGCUUGACCAGCCUCCUCCUGUGCACCCAAUCCUCGACGACGAUCUGAAUACACCACCCACAUCCCCACAGCGCCCAGAAUCACAACAAUCACCUCAGCGUGGAGCAUCUAACCACCCGCACACUCUUCCGAAUGGUGUUCGUUUACGGUUAGCGUUGGGGACUGUCAUCAAUGAUUUAUUUGCACGCCAAGCACCUACCCCUCCAUAUCGACAUCAUCAUCACCCUCCACCAAUUAUUGUUUCCAAUAAUUCAGAUCAGGCGUCUUCAAAUGGUCGAAGUCCUGGAAGCUCUCCUGCAAUGCAGAAGGCAUCGCCAGUAUCCGGGACGGGCAGUAGUAUGUCCUCUGGGCAAGGAGUCACUGGUCGCAUUCCUCCAUCAGUCGUCCUGCUUUCGCAUGUCUCAGCCGCGGCACUUCCUCAGACAUCUCUUAUACCUAUGGCCGACUUUCGUGCAUCUCCUACAAUGCAAGCACCACAAAUGGUGCAGUCUCAUAACCGAAGGUCAAAGUUCAUGCCCAGUAGCCGUGUAUGCGCCAUGUACAUGCAGGGCGCCGACCCUUCCACUGCCAAUUCACCCCCCGGCUUGCGGUGCCCACGACAUCUUCAUACUGGAUGCGAAAUAUGCGUUGAAGCUAAACACUCUGUCAAAGCACCAGGCGGGUCUGGUCGAGCACGCCCACCAUCUGCUGUAACGAGCGCCAGAAACUUUGGACAAUGGGAAGGAGGAUUAGGCGGGUCGAAUGGAAGUAUGGGUGACAGCGGAGGUGGUAUCGCUGGCUGGCAAGAUGGCCCCGGUGUUGGAUCGGGCUUGGCUCAUCCAGGUGUAGAUGGCAGCGUAUUGCGUCGGAAGUCGAAGUGGUGCAUGACUGAUUCUGAACGGGAACAGUUUGGUGCUGGCGCUGGGAACACUCGGUUGGCAGAGCUCAUUCCACGCUUUUUAAGGCUUUCUGCCCUCGUCGCAACGGAACUCGGAGAAGAGCUUCGCGAUGAUGAAUAUGAAGGCGACUGGCAACGGGGUACAGAGAUGUCUGUUCAAAUGCCAACAUCACCUCUGCCCUCGUCCCGGAGAUCUCAAACCACUGAAGCGCCCUCUGCGCCUCCUUUACGACCUUCGCGAGAAUGGUACAUGCUCCUUGCGGGCUUGCUCUCUCGUGCUACCUUAGAGGGUUAUCUCACCGGAGGAUGGUGGGGUCUGGAGGCUGUCGAAUGCCUUCUAUCAGUUGGCUUGGGCAUCACUGACGAUGGGUUGGGUCAAGUCGAUUCACCAGACGACGAAGACUCUGCAUUUGCAUGGUUUGACCCAGACGACCUGCCUGGUCUCAAAGAAGCGACAAAAAUCAUGUUUCCUGCAUUGCGAGCUACGCGAAACGGCACGCCCAUUCGAAGAGAGGGCGCCGAAGCUGAAUUUGAAGCUGAAAUGGAUGAGCGCCUCAGAAGGUUCUAUGCGAUACCGUCUUUGACGCCGGAUCUAUCUACCCACAUGGAAGAUCUAGCGUGGCACUACCCUGCUGAGCCUGUUGAAAGGGCAGCAUUACGCUUCUGUGAAGCAAUCGCAAAGUGGCGUGGUAAACCUGAACUCGAAACCUACAAAAAGAAACCACCAAAGGAUGUAGGAGCAUCUAGCAUGACCAUCGAAACUCUCGUACAUUCCAAUCCAACGAGUCCUGUGAUGGGAGGGUACUCAGUUCAGCCAUCGAGGUCCCCAAGGCCUGCCAUUGAAAAAUAUUUCAUUGUACCGCCGUCGUACAUAGGAAGGGGCAAGCGCAGGAGAGCGCUCGAUGAAGCCGAAUCAUCUAACAAGAGGGUCCACGGGUGAUGGCACGUCGUGCACGGACUUGUAGCAUUCUAUCCCGUUGACUUCGUACGUUUGCGCGGCAUAGUGAUGAUAUUUAUUUGCAGUUUUGUUGUUUGUACAGUAUAUUGUUAUUCUGUUUGUUAUGCUUCAACUCGUUUACAGUGCGUACAUGAGUUAUUUCACAGCUCCAAUUCAAAUGCCUCUACUCAUCAUCUAUGCUAUGGAUAUUUUCGCGUCU
Messenger RNA from Suillus bovinus, 2715 nucleotides. RefSeq lists its product as uncharacterized. The record is from RefSeq and is a predicted model, not a curated record. NCBI's taxonomy places the organism in Eukaryota, Fungi, Basidiomycota, Agaricomycetes, Boletales, Suillaceae. The transcript is spliced from 4 exons. The coding region runs from base 126 to 2498 and encodes 790 amino acids.